This is a messenger RNA of Zychaea mexicana, 402 nucleotides long. RefSeq lists its product as uncharacterized. Bases 1 to 402 code for a protein of 133 amino acids. The record is from RefSeq and is a predicted model, not a curated record. The transcript has 3 exons. NCBI's taxonomy places the organism in Eukaryota, Fungi, Mucoromycota, Mucoromycetes, Mucorales, Lichtheimiaceae.
AUGCAACACGAAAACUCCAUCACUGAACCAUCCUCGGCGACUGUCAUCCCGGAAUCGCAAUUAUUUACAUUUAACAGUAACAGCAGUUCAAUGUCGAACGAUGGAAACAAGAACAAGCGGCGCAAGGGAAAUCCAUCUAAUGCGGACGAGUCUUCAGAGAAGAAGAAGACUAAAUCAUGGAGUAAAGAUAACGUUACCCCUGACAGCAAGUCAUCCAAGACAAUACUGUUGGAAUGGUUGCUUGAACCUGCACACCAUGUUUCGUGUAAGUUAAACGAAUGGAUCACCAACUUUAACAAAGCCAAUGACUUGAUUGGAGAGACCGGUGGCGGUAGACCUUAUGGUGAUGGGGCUAUUGACAAUGACGAGGAUGGAGCCGAUGAGGACAAGAGUGGUAUGUAG